GUUUCUGGAAAUUCAAGGAGAGUGUGGAAAACAACUGAACUGAUUUGUAGACCUAUUUAAGGUUGUCAGAGAUGACUCUGGUUCUGUCCAUGAAUAGAUUCUGUGAUCCUAUUGUUUCGGAAGGAGCUGCCGAAAUUGCUGAGUACCAGACACUAUGGGAAUCCGACUGCUACAGCCACUCCAGCCCCUCGAGUCCUCUCCCAGCUCCCCCACAGGGGGACAGAGGGGCUUGCCACUCCCUGGCAGGAUCACAUUACAGGGGAAUUUCAAAUCCUAUAACAACAUCCAAGAUCACAUACUUUAAGAGGAAGUAUGUGGAAGAAGAGGAUUUUCACCCACCACUCAGCAGCUGUAACCAUAAAACCAUCUCCAUUUUCGAGGAACGAGCUCACAUCCUUUACAUGUCCUUAGAAAAGCUCAAGUUUAUCGACGACCCCGAAGUCUAUCUCCGAAGAUCUGUGCUUAUCAAUAACUUAAUGAAAAGGAUCCACGGAGAAAUUAUCAUGCAGAAUAACUGGUGCUUUUCUGCCUGCUCCUUCAGCGGAGCCUCCGCCCAGGAGUGGUUCAUGGCUCAAGACUGUCCUUACCGCAAGCGGCUGCGCAUGACCAAGGAGGACUGCGAGAAGUUCCACGCCUGCUGCUUCUACCAGGAAUGCGGCGCUCACUACCUAAACUUGCCCUUCUCUGUUGGGGCUCACGGGGGAGGUUCCUCCGCUUCAUCCUCCUCCUCCUCUUCCUCUUCCUCCUCCUCCUCUUCCUCCUCUUCUUCCUCCUCCUCUCCUCCCCCCAUGUCUUUGCCCAGUUGUUCCCACCAGGUGGAUUACGGCCUGGGCAGCGCCCCUCUGUACAGAAGCGACGACCAGAUACCCGCCAAUGAGAUCUUCGUUACGAACGCCAGGGCUCCCAGCGUGCAGGAAAAGGCCAAAUUAAGCGACGAGAAAGCGAGUCACGAAGCCGAGAGAGAUGGCCCGAGAGGCGACCACGCUCUUGAAUGUAAAGGCAAAUUCUAUGAUUAUUUUGAGACUGGGUGUCACGAAAAAAGCAAUGUAAGUGAAUCUUGGAAAAAAUCUUUAAGGAAAAAGGAAUCUUUACCGAGUAAUAAACUGUGCUGCAGCAAAGGAAGUAAAAUAUGAGCCAUCUUUUUGCUGUAACUUUGAAGCAUGCACAGCAUGAUCAAUUAGCUAUCAUAAAUUUUAUUUUGAAUGGAUUUUAUAGUUUUGUACAACUGAUACAAUUAUGCCAUGAACAUGUCGUGUAGUUUUUAAUGCCUGGAGAGCAGAUUGCAUAAAACAUCUGUACAGUCUGCAUCAGUGAGCUCCUUAUAAAUAUGGAGAUUCCACAGAGAAGACAGUUGAAUGACUGCUUACAAGUCUAUCUUAGUUUCGUAACAGAAGAGACCAAUAGAUCACAUUGGGGAUGAGGAGCCCUUUGAUACGUCCCUUGCCUCGCAGGGAGUCUUUCGCUAACUAAGAAACUUCGUCACGUUUGCCAAUGAAUUAGCUAGUUAAUUUGGCGACCACGUCCACAUUGCCAGCUAGGGUUAUCCACUUCCUACAUUACGAUACAGUAUUUAUUCUGAGUCAGAGACUGGAUCUAGUGAACCCAGGUGAGCUGGCUUCACACUCUGGUACAGACCCUGUUAAAUCUUGGUAUUUAACGGUCUUGGGUGACUGAAGAAAUUGGUAUGUAAUAUAAUGAAACACACCUGUUUAUGGAACCAUAAUAAAAAACAAACUAUGUGGAGUAAAAUCACUUGCAAGUCUCUAGCUUGCCUGUGAUGAGUAAAAGAGGUUUUUUUUGGAGGUCUGUUGUUAUACAGGGCGUUUUUUGGUGCCUUACUUUUAUCUUAAUUUUUGCCACGGUGAAAAUUAAGGAUAAAAAUCAG
Gracilinanus agilis (Agile Gracile Mouse Opossum) is the source of this 1885-nucleotide messenger RNA. RefSeq names its product SERTA domain containing 4 (gene SERTAD4). NCBI's taxonomy places the organism in Eukaryota, Metazoa, Chordata, Mammalia, Didelphimorphia, Didelphidae. Bases 72 to 1133 code for a protein of 353 amino acids. The transcript has 4 exons. Gene Ontology annotation, cellular component: nucleus. The record is from RefSeq and is a predicted model, not a curated record.